UCGAAGCAAGGGAGGGGAAUUAUUUGGAUCCCUUCAUUCAAAAAAAAUGUUUUGACAGAAAAUACACCUACUGCUUCAAAGGCUACAAUAUCGCUCCGCAGACUGGAAACAUGUGAUGUUCUCCUCUCGGCGUUGGGGUGCCCGAAGAAAAGAGACAGACAAUCGUGCGGGCUUGCGAUCAUGAUGUUUCGGGAUCAAGUUGGUGUGUUAGCUGGGUGGUUCAAGGGGUGGAAUGAAUGCGAACAGACGGUGGCCUUGCUAUCUCUGCUGAAGAGGGUCAGUCGAACCCAGGCUCGAUUUCUUCAGAUUUGUUUGGAGCACUCGCUGGCCGAUUGCACUGAAAUCCACAUACUGGAGGGAGAGGCCAAUGAUGCUGCUUUCAUCAGUCAAUGGCAUCAAGACCCUAAGGAGAAGGUUGUUCUACAGCUGCUUUCCCAUCUUCCUCUACUUCAGCCUGGGAAUGUAGAAGCAAAGUCUGAGUACAUGAAGCUGCUGCAAAAGGUGCUGGCUUACUCAAUCGAUAGCAACCUGUUCAUAGAAGAGAGUAGGCAGCUCCUGUCCUAUGCACUAAUUCAUCCUGCCACCUCGCUGGACGACCGGAGUUCCCUGGCCUUAUGGCUAACUCACCUGGAGGAGCACAUGUCAAGCAACUACAGCUCAUCGGGUGUUGGGCGGGCAGACUCUAUCUACACAGGAGCGUACAACCAAAAUCAAAGACAGAAUGUUGAGGACAAGCUGAAUGAGUGGCAGAACCGAGCAGACAGUGGCAUGUGUGUGACUGUUCCUGCCUGGCAGGACAAGCCAAUGACCUGUGAGAAUGGGCAUUUGCCUCUGCAUACGUCUGUGUCAGUGCCAUCUGCAAUCAACAACAUUGGAAGCAAUACUAGUGCAGUUCUCCAAGGCCAAACUCAAACCAACCACAGCCCUCUGAAGCGCUCGGUCUCUCUCACACCGCCCAUCAAUAUGACAAACCAGUCGGUGGUCAGCGAGUGGAUGUCUCCAGAUGAUCUGCGCACCCGAGCGGUCUACGCCCCAUCGGACCACGCGCCACUGUCCCCACAGAGCAGCAUUGCCUCCUCCGGAAGUGGUGGCAGUGAGCAGACAGAGGAGCAGGGGUCAAGUCGCAACACGUUUCAGGAGGAGGGGAGUGGAAUGAAAGAUGUGCCCACUUGGUUGAAAAGUCUUCGGCUACACAAAUAUGCGUCGCUCUUCUCACAGCUAACGUAUGAAGAGAUGAUGAACUUGACUGAACACCAAUUGGAAUCUCAGAAUGUCACAAAGGGAGCACGGCACAAAAUAGCUCUGAGUAUUCAGAAAUUACGUGAGCGACAAGGUGUGCUAAAGUCAUUGGAAAAGGAUAUUCUCGAAGGAGGAAACCUGCGAAAUGCCCUUCAGGAGCUACAACAAAUAAUUAUAACUCCUAUCAAAGCCUACUCCCCACCUCAAAUGACCCUCAAAGAGGGGCAUGACAACUCUUCCAACAACUCUUCCAACAGUGCAGCUGGUCUGGGAACGGACAGCCGGGCAACAAAGGCAGCUGCCGAGAAGGAGUCAACAUCUGUCAGCUUUCAAUCCCAGAGCGUCCCAACGUGCGACGGAGAGUCCGCCGCAGCCCCCAUAUCUGAAGGUGACAUUCCUGGACAAUUCACCAGAGUCAUGGGGAAAGUGUGCACUCAGCUGCUAGUGUCCAGACCAGAUGAAGAAAAUAUAAGCUCUUACUUGCAGCUACUUGAGAAGUGCUUGGCACAUGAGGCAUUUACUGAAACACAGAAGAAAAGACUCUUCUCGUGGAAGCAGCAGAUGUUUAAGCUGUUCAGGUCCUUUCCUAGAAAAGCCUUACUGGAAAUGCCAGGUGUUCGCCAGAGAAGCUGGGGCUUUGGUCAGUCCAGUUCCCUCCCCACAGCCGGUUCUGUGGUUGGCGGCCUGAACCGACGAGGCCAGCGGCCGUUCCAGGUCCCUCCAAGGGGUCUUUCUGCAAACCGCAUGAAUCUGAUUGGCACGUCGGCUGCUAAUCUAGGUGGUGUUUCUCCAAGGCACACACUUAACCCACUGGCAAGCCAAGGCAGGCAGAACCUGUGGUUUGCCAAUCCUGGUGGCAGUAAUAGCAUGCCGAGUCAAAGUCGCAGCUCUGUGCAACGAACCUACUCUCUUCCUGUGCACACCUCUCCGCAAACCAUCCUGAUGUUCCAGCAGGCAGAAUGUCAAGUGCCAGUGACGGAACCGGAGAUUAACACGAGAUUGGAGUCCCUUUGCCUCAGUAUGACAGAGCAUGCCUUAGGAGAUGGAGUGGACAAGACGUCAACUAUUUAGUCCGCCGUAUUCCACUUGUGAACACUUGUUGAGAGACUGACAUUACACAACAGCUGCAGGAAAUGCCACUGAUGUUUGAUGGGGUCACUACACCUUACAAUGUAUAUUUUCGCUGAUCUUUAUUUAACCUCAGGGGAAUCAGACUGAAAGCCAAACUAGUUUCAGUCUGCUUCCCAUUAUAUUUUUUACUUUAACUUUUUUUUCCUCAGUAUCCAUCUGGUUAAAGGUUCAGCACCGGUACAAAUACAUUUAGCUCAACUUAAUUUAAAAAAAAACUGGGAACUAAUAUGAAAUUAGUGAUUGACAGUGCAAGGUGCUGAGCAGUGCUCAUGACAGAGGAGAGACGGGAACUCUUGGGCUGAUAUAAUGGUCUUAAUAGAAACCUGCAUGAGUUAAUUACUGUGUUGUUAUUCAGGUCUGGUACCGAUGCAUGCAGUACUUAGCAGCCGUGCAGGUCUGGAGUUUGUCUGUCUGUCACUAAUUUAACAGAAAAUCUCUGGUCAAAGUGAUGCAAGCAAGUUAACCAUUUAAGAAAUUUAAACUAUCUAAGAGAUGUUCUGUUCUGAAGCACGCAUUACUAGAUAAAACAAUGGUUGCAUUAGCGAAACCGCUCCAGCAUAUUCAUUGAGGAGCUGAAGAAAGUGGAGAAAAAUAACUGACAUUUUUUCUGGGGUUAUAUCUGUGCAUUUGUGCUUGUAUUGAUGGCAAAAAUACAUUUACACAACUCCAAUUUAGCACUGUUUGGACUGAAUUUACUCUUGUACUUUAUGGUUGAUAUCGUAUGUCCAGUUUUCUACUCUGUGGACCUGUAACAGGAGCCAACUGUCUCCUUUUCUGAUGGCCCCCUCACUUCUCACUGCCUUCCCAUCCAGCCCAUCCUGGUUGCUUUCAAUUUAACUAAGAUCUUGAAAGAGUCUUGCCCCAGAGCAUUUGGUUUAUUUUGGAAUUCCAUGAAGGCUUCAGUGACCUUUCAGGAAAAGGUUGGCUGAUUCUUGGAACACCAAGCAAGAGAUGCAGACCCUAGUUGAAAUUUCCAUAGUGGUGUUACAGUUUGGGGAAGAAAGUCCUGUAUUGGGUUGGCUAGUGAGGCUUUAAGGAGCAACACCUAGAAACAUGGAUAAACAGUCUGCAGAUGUUCUGGGACUGAAUCCAAUGGUUGAACUUCAAGCAGCUGAAGGAUUCUGUCAUUGACCCAUGAGACGUCAGUCUUUCAAAGCAUAAAGCAGGCAGUGCACCCCCUUUCCCCUUCACCUGUGUCCAGCCAUCUCCCUCAUUCUUCACGGCUUAUCACUGGCGCGUUAACCCCCUGAAACCCAGAGUGAAACUUUUUCACUUCCUGAACUUUUGGUCUUGUACCAGAGCAGCAGAAAAAGUCUUUCUACCAAGAUCUUAAUGUAUCCAACCCCAAAGUAUGCUUACCCCGCCACAUCCCAUUGAACAGUGACAUGUCAGGGAAAGACCAACAUCUGCAGGUUCACUUUAGCAACCAGCAAAAGGCAUUGGAGAGGGAGAAAACAUGUUCACGGAAAUAUUUCAGACCGAAAACUUCAACUUCCUGUGUUUGCAUCCUGAACGCAGAACUGUCUGCGUAAAACGGACGUGGAUAUUUCAUACUUGCAGACAAGUUUCUUCUUGUGCCUUUGAUAAGAAUUGUUUCAAUGUUACUACAUAUCAGUGGGAAUGUGGACUAAUUAAGCCAAAAAAUCAGUCUUGCCUCUGAACAGUUUCUCCCCCCAGUUAAACAAAAUGCAACAUCUGUUACCAAGGAAAAGAAAGUUCUAUUGUAAUGAUGAUGCUUUCAGAACACGAUAUUUCUUUUGAUGUAAAGAACGAUAAACUUUUUUUGCUGGAAAAAGUUAACAAAGCAAAGUAUUUGGGAGUCGUGUAUUUGUAACUUCCCAGUUGCUUAGUUACAUUUAAGAGUUCAUGGGUCAUAACUUUCUAGCAUGAGGCACAGAAUGGGGGAGGGGGGUGUGUAUGUUCAAAGCAAAAUGGUUUCAUGUAUAUAGUGAACGUAUGUAUGGAAAAGUGAGAAUAAUUCUUGAAAGGGUUUCAGUGCUAUAAGGGCCUGUUUAUAUGAAUCACUUUUUUUGCCUGGAGUCUUGUGGCUUCAGUAGUAAAAGGACUUUUAUGUGUUUACAUUUUAAGAGGGAAGAGGGGCAUGUAUAACACAGGCAUGGCUUUAAAUGACUUUGGAUUUCAGUGGUUCUCGUCAAGAGAAUUAUUCCAAAAUUGUCCAUUUGGUAAGAAGCUGUCGUGCACAAGGCGGCCAUCUCAAACGAUGGGACACUAUUGUUUGGGCUUGGUCAGUGAUACCGUGACGGUGGGAAAGAAUUGCCCUCACCUGCCGGCAGAAAUCCACUUUGUAAAAGAAAAAGGCAACUGUGGAAUUGGAGAGCCACAAAUCUACUUCUGUCUGUUUCACAAAUAAUCCACUUGAAUGGGACGCCAAAUCAUCCUACACAUAUUCAUGCUCUUCAGUCGCCAGGCUCCUGCAAAACUAUUUGCUUUGCUGAUUUCCAGCAUCAGCAAACUGAGGUACAUUUCCUUUGCAGCAUUCAAACAGAAGCAUAAUUUUGUACAAAAUUCCACAUUAGCAAGAAGAAUCUCAUUUGAAGUUUGUACCUUCAGAUCUAAACUGAGCACAAAAUGGUUAUUAGCAACAACUCCUCCUUCUACCCUGUUGCAGAGUCGCAUGGAUUGUAUUCUUGAAGUUUAUAUAACAAAUACCAUGGGGACAUUUUUUUAAGCCAGGGUGUAUGCCUGAGAGUUGGUCUCGGUUAUUCCAGUCAGCAUGCAGAGUGCACAGAUGCUCCUUGUCUUUUCCGUUUACUUUGUGGUUUAUCUUGACUUUGUCCAUCCUAAAUACACUGGGCACAGAACUAUCCUCUAAGCAAGAAUGUCCCCACUUCAUUUGCCUAUUUUUUGGUACUUAAGCUCCUCUCUUUCUAUGGAAGUGAGAUGCCCUUGGUGUUUUCUGUUGUUGUGUCAGCGCAUUUAAUUGGAGAGAGGGUGUCGUUUAGUUGUUUUGCUUGUUUGCUUUCUGGCAAAGGGUCUCUCGCUGUUUUCUGUGCUCGCCCUCUCUACCUGUGAUAGUCUAGACUCCAUUUGGGUGCUGAAGUUGUUUCUUUGGUACAGGGAACCCUACCCCAGCUGUGUUAGAGCAUGUUUACACUUGGGUCUGUUUAAACAUGCACCUUGAUAAAUUAUUUAAGUUAGGCUUCCAUCAGUCUCUGCUGAACCAGUACAUCUUGCCAUGAUUUCUGUUAAAUGUUAUUCAAACUGGAAGUGCGGCUGGUUCCUGUAAGAAUGCACAUGUUUGGCAAACAUCUUCCAAGUUACAACUCAAUGUUACAAACUCCAUGAAAGGACUUCACUCUUCAGUCAGCUUUAUUUUUCUCCUUAAAUGAGCUGUAACUCUCAACCUGUGCUGCGGCUCCUGCAUUGUAAGUGUGCCAGAACAGUAAGGUUAUCUGAAGCUUGCCUCUCGGGCUGUCCUAACUCCAUCAGUUCAGUCCCUGUCCCUACACGUUUGGACUCCAGUCACUCAUCCCUGGCUCACCAGCAUUGUCACCUCCGACCAAUCUGUCUGCAGGCUUUAAGGUCUGACCUGUGACCAUCUGGGAAAGAAGGACACUAGGCUUGCAUGAUCUAACCUCCUCAGCUGAAUUCAAAGGUACAAAACUGAGGACAGCUACCCAAGACAUUAAUCUAAGCCUUUCCACUGGCCAAAAUACUUCGUUCAUUAAAUAUUCUGACCUGUGGCAAAGUUGUUGAUGCUACCGGUCAUGACUAAACUUUGUAUAGGUUUAAUAUUCUAUUUAUAGUUCUCUAUGAAGGAUUUGUGUUCUUCUUUGGAAGAUAAAAGCAUACAGGCAGUGGUGAUUUGUGGAUUUUGUCACAGGGCUGCCAGAGAACAGCUUGGGGGAACACUUUGCCUCCUUUGUAAUGCAAGGUAACAUCCCAUGGCUCAGCUCGUUACAUGUUCAGCAAAAAACACAAAUUGUACCUUUUUUGUUGAAGUUGGAAUCUGAUGAAAGAUGGGCUGCUUUUCUGUCUGGAGAAUUCCAACAGCAAUCUUGAAUCACUCAUCUGUCUCUGAGGAGUUGCAUAGCUCUGUAUAAUCCAAAUUCAGUUAUUUACCUUGCUGCUUUCAGGCUGGUCCAGGACUAAUACCACCCUCCCCCACCCCCCACACUCACACUCACUGGGUAUCACAUUGUUCCUGCACAAGGUUCAACACUUGCUGGCUUCAUCCUGAUGGAUUCAGCCAGUAUAGUCCCUUUUCCCUAUUCAGUCAAAGCAAAAUGAGGACUAGGUUUAUAAAUAGCCCACAUUACUGUCUCGGGUGUAUUGGUGAGUGUUGGAGGUUUUUUUUGGGUAUCAACUGCUGCACAAUUGAUGAGGUGCUACUAUAGCAACAGUUUCCUGUUUCAGUGCAACACAAAAUGAGUGAUUUGAGCAGCCCCCUCCCCCACCCUGUAUGGUUCAGUCCUGCUCAUAAGUCUACAGCACAAGCUUGGGGGUCUGGUGUGUAUAGACCCCUUCAGGGAAGCAGUGCAUGGCUUUAAGUAACGUCUUCCUGAGCAACCACCUGAGUCUUUCCAUUUCAUACCUUUGCGGCAGCAUUUAGAUUAUUUAACUAAUUGAUUAAAACACUGCUAAAACCUAUUCGUAAUCUCUAGUUACAGGGAUAACUGUUUUCCGGUAUCCUGUAUAAAACACAGUGGCUUGGAAAUCAGUGCUUUGUCAUUUUGGUACUUUUAAAUAAUUCUAAACCUGCUGAAGACAGCGAUUUAAAAUGUAUGAAGUUUGAGAGGUUUGAUUAACACCAAGUUGGUUUGUCUGGAAUUCAAAAUCUGUCGACAGUAACUCGGACAGGAUGGAAUUGCGACCUCUUUCAGUGGAUGCCAAGCUGCACCUGAAUGAUUGGCAGGGCUUAUGUACUCGCUGCAAGAAUGGACUGGGGAGUGGACUACUCUAGACACCCUCCCAGAAGUAUUUAUUGGGGGGUGGGAAUGCAAGUCAGGAGGAUUUGCCUGCUUUUGACCUAGAUGUGACUGGGUUCUGUGCCUUUUGUACUGUGUGGUGUACGUCAAGCGGGGCAUCUGCUUAACUAUAGAUUUGGGGUUUAAGAUCUGGAAUGAGUCACACCAGAUGGGGGUCUAAGCCAAAGUCAUUUAAAGUUUGUUGUGUUUCAAACUUCACCCUUUUUUUUACAAGCUACGAUACAUGUUUAAAACACAAGUUAAGUAACCUUUUUUUCUAUUACACGAUUAUUAUUAAAAAGCCUUUGCAGCAGGUUUGCUUCCUCGUGUAAAAGGGAAGUUGUACUUCUCGAGACAGAAUUGGAUGGGGUAUGGGAGGGGAGGGGGGGAGGGCUUGAUGUAUAAAGAAAUGGCGGAAAUACUGAAGUAAAGUUGGAGCUGGUGUUGAAGAGAUUGAGGUCUGUAGCAGCGAUGUUUGCUGCUGGGCAGGGAGGGGAAAUUUAAUAGCCAAACUUUGGAAUAUGCCUGUUCCUUAAAUAUUUACUUUUCCAAGACCGGAACGGACUCAUUCCUGGUUUCUAAGGUUUCACUUGUUCCCUUUCUUUUAGCACCUUGGCAAUCAAAUGUGUUGGGAAAAUAUCCAUUUCUGGGAGGGCGUUGCUCAACUGUGGGGCCUUUUACCUCCUGCAUGUAACUUCCAGUCCUGGAUAACAGGCAGCAGGUUGUUUCAUUGUGGUGUAGCCAUUCAUUUACCUCAGCCUGAUUUAACCCCACAGGAUCCUGUCUUGUUCACGAAGCUACUGGUAACUGCACCUCACCCACAGAAAUCAGAACUUCCACAAAUGUGACACUUCAGCUAGCCAUGGGCUGGCAUUAGUUGGGAACUGAGUAAUUAACAGGCUUCCUAGGCCUCCCAGUCAGUUUCCUUCAGUCCAGUAAGGGCCAGUCUGGGUGUUGGGUGUGAAUAGUGUUGGGCCGAGCCACAGUAUUCAGCCCAUGUGUUGACGCUUGCCCACUUGGUUAUCUGAUCAACUGGCUGGCUGCUGUAUGACAGAAGAGGAAUAAAAUAUUACUGUCCCAGUCCUUGUUUUGUUUUGUGUGUUGAUGGGAGUUGGGGGGUGGGGAAGAAUUCAGUGAAAUUUGGACUGAGCAACUUUCGGUGGAAUAAAACUUAAAAGGCACUCCUCACACCUGUUCUUUUUAAGUUUAAAAAAAAUUGAAACAAAUUGAGUUCUUUACCCUUGUUGAUUCUGGAAUUUGACUUUAAUAUUAAUUUGCUAAAUUUCAAAAAUAUCCACCCCUAUGCAGGCUGAAGCCUCUCUGUGAAACCAGGAAUCUCAGCUCUGGUGUAAAGUUAUGACAUCCCUUUGUGUUCUGUCUGAUGCCACGAAAAUAAUUUUCUUACUAAACAAUAAAUAUGCAAAAGUG
Molecule: messenger RNA, 8726 nt
Organism: Hypanus sabinus (Atlantic stingray)
Lineage: Eukaryota; Metazoa; Chordata; Chondrichthyes; Myliobatiformes; Dasyatidae
Product: protein Smaug homolog 1-like
Exons: 12
Coding region: 181-2310 (709 amino acids)
Biological process (GO): regulation of mRNA stability; negative regulation of translation; nuclear-transcribed mRNA poly(A) tail shortening
Cellular component (GO): P-body
Molecular function (GO): protein binding; mRNA binding; translation repressor activity
Source: RefSeq, a predicted model, not a curated record